Molecule: messenger RNA, 4806 nt
Organism: Durusdinium trenchii
Lineage: Eukaryota; Dinophyceae; Suessiales; Symbiodiniaceae
Source: the annotation of a GenBank genome assembly
AUGGCCGAUGCAUCGACGGAGGUGGUGGUGCUCUUUGUGUCCGAGAUCUUGGGUUUUCCCAUCUCUGGCUCCUUGGCCGGUGUCUUCUUCGACUUCCCGAGUGUCCUCGGUGUGGAGUUGUCGGCGUACGGCAAUCCAGCUUUUGGCGGGGAUCGCAGAUUGGCCUCUCUGGAGGAUACCAUGCCCACGAUUUUGCACUCAUAUGGAUGUGCUUUGCAAAGUUGUUUCUGCGGCUGUCGAGAUCGAGGUUUUGCCAUGUCCACACUCCAGUCCAAAGGUUUGAGGGGCAUCCUGGUCAUCUCUGAGACGCAUCUCCAACCUCGGUUCUUUCACCCCGUGGAGUUGUCUGCCUUGCUUUCGAUACCACCUGAUCAACAAUGGGAAUCCCAACCUAGGCAGUCUUUGUGCUUGUUGGGACAAUCAGCGGCACCGCUUCAAGCGCUUUGGAUCUAUGCCCACCAAGUGAAUGCAGCUACUUCGCAGUAUAGCCACCCCAAGAUUGAUCCGUUGACACUGGUUCAUCAGUACAAAGUGGCUUUGAACAAGCAAAUUAGGCAGGUCUUUCCGUUUGCCUACCCUGAUCGUCCUCGAGUUCUGAAACUGGAAGCAGUUGAUGGAUCUUUGCUUUAUAUUCUCAAGGAGGGCAUGGUGACUGUGGGGCAGCUGCUGAAAGCAGAAUCCAUCUCCCUUGGUUGGGGAGAAACCAUGUGUUGCCACUCUUUGGAAGGCCCGCUCUCCUCUGAGAUGAUCAUUGACGAAGACAUGCCAGUUCAGCUCUGGAACCACCCUAAGCGUCAAGCCAAACCUCCACCAGUCGGUUUGGUUGCUGUAGGUAUUCAGCAUGGAGAGCAGCUUUGCAUUUCAUGUGUGCCCUAUGGAUCCUUCAUGUUCGAGGCCCUUGCGGAGCAUGACCUGCAUUCGGUGGCUUGGCUUGUGGAUGAAGAUGGACGGGUGUAUGGCAGAGACUACCGCAUUUGGUCUACCUUGAGGUUGACAACCAUCUCUUCUUCCUCGUUCCCUUCCUUUUCCACUUUGCCUUGCUCGACUUUGAUGGAUCAGCAAGCCUGUGGGGUUGAUCAUUUGCUGGCGGAGGGUUUGUCAGGUCAUACCGUGUGGAAUGCAUUGAAGUCAUUGUGUCGAUCCUCGGAGCUGAUCGAUCAGGAGGCAUUGGUUCAUCUGCAUCCAGGACUUCUCCACAAGUUGUUGCAUGAUUCUUUGAAUGAUGGUCACAUCCGUGUUCUUCGGCAUUUCUGGGAGUGCAGUCAGGGUUUGGCGGUUGGCUGUUUUUCGGCCCAGGGUCACUGGGCUGUGAUUUGUGGCCGCCAAGAUGGCGAUGUUGUCCUAUGGACAUACUAUGAUGGAUUGCCGGGGCACUUGUAUCCAGAGGCAUUGGUGUUGGCAAAGAAGCUCUCCUUCAUUUUUGAGUUGACCUUUGCUGGCCUUCAUGACGGUUCUUUGAUUCGCCAACGUCAUGGGCAUACUUGUGGAGCAGUUGCAAUUGCACAUGUUGCUCAUUUGCUCGGUCUUCAAGGGGUCUUUUCAACUGAUCACAUUCUUUGCCUGCAUACUUGGCUUAGUCUUCAUCAGGUACAUUGUGAUUCUUUGUUGGGUUUUGGCCGCGAUGAUCCGGUGUUGAGCAAGUUCAUCGACCUUCUUGCUUCAAAGGGGGUGCCAGCUGGUGAAGUGGAGACAAGAGCUAAGCAAGCUCUUGAUGCUUUGGGACGUGCCUCAGUGAUUAGUGCUUUGAGCUCUAAGAACCCUUGGCAGCGGCUCAAGGCGGAGGCCUCGAAACCGACGGUGCAGUUCAAGUUCCUCAAACCCCAUGAGUUGGCUGCGUACAUUGACCAGCAGGCCAAUCAAAGAUUUGGAGCUGAACUGAAAUCCAAGAAGGAGAAAUCGCAGAAGAAGCCGACCAAAACUGAGGUCCAGUUAGAUCCAAAGCAUUUGACUCUUCUGCCUGGGCACUUCAAAGACUCAUCGCAUGACAAUGUGCCUCAGAUUGCUUUGGAGCAGGUGCAAACCGAGGCAAGGGGAAUUGCAGUCGUGACUCGUCAGGAGGCUCAGCCCUUCCUGGACAGCUUGAAGUCCAUCAGCGUUGAUGCUCUGGGUUUGUUGAUCACUAGUGAGGUGGAUUCUUCGUCUCGUGGCUCUACCAAGGUCACCAAUAUGAGGUUCCCUGCGACCUACGAGCCGACCAAGGAGCAGAUCUUAGUGAAUGGCGCCCUUCUGUUGCUUGGAGACAUGGCCAUUGAGCGUCAUCGUCCGGCAGGACCCUCUUCUGUUCCGGACAUGGUGAGCUCUGCAGUGGUACGCCUGCAGAUCUAUCGUGAUGAAGUGACUUCUGAUUGGUCCUCAGUGGUGAACUCACCCAUUAAGUUUGUGGUUCAGCACACUGCCACUUUGCAAGUGCGCGAGGGCCAGAGCUGUGGUGGGGUUUGUCCCAAAUACCAUCUCCCGGUGGACGUUGAUCAGAUGAAUCUGAUGCAUGAAAUCUGGGCUCGUCGAUUCACUUCACUGGAAUCCCGUCUUCAACCAGCAGAUCAGGCCGCUUGCUUCACUGCAUUUCUUCGCGUGGUUGAUUCCAUUGUUCCUCAGUUGUUGUCGCAGACGAGUGAGGGCAUAUAUUUCGAGCCACGUUCAGACAAGACCACUGGUCCACAUCCUGACUUUGUUGUGCUAUGGUUGGGAGGGGUCACCAAGGCUGAAGCUGUUCACAAACAACGGACUUUGAGCAAUGUCUUGGGCGUGGUUCGGAUGAAUCAGAAGUUCGGUCUUCGAGUCAGGGCCUCGGAUGCUGAAGGGGUUCACAAAGAACUUCGGCCACAUGAUGUGUUGAUCAACCAGGUGCAGCAACAUGAGAUCGCGGAGCGCAAGGUUCAGUUCCAUGCGAGUCGAAAGACUUUGUCGCACGCUUCUUCUUCUACGGCAUCCAGUUCUCAGGGACCUGACAAGACCGACCCGUGGUUGGCCAAAGCUGCGGAUCCAUGGGCAUCAUUCAAGCCCACCUUGGCCCCUGGUUCCUCCAGUGGUCAAAAGCAUAUUGAUGCGGUUGCCGCCAAGUUGAAAGAAGACAUCACGGCCACAGUUGGGAAGGACUUGAAGGCACAGGUUGCUACAUGGACACCUUCUGCCCAUGAUUCACAGGCAGUGGAUGAACUUCGCCUUCAGACAGAUCGUAAGUUCCAACAGGUUGAAUGCUCUUUGAACGAACUUCAGGCCCAGAAUGUCCAAUUUCAGGCUUGGUGUGCGGAGGCCACCAAGAGGAUGGAAUCUACGGAACAGGGCACUAAGCAGCUUCAGUCCAAUCUGCAUCAGGUGCAACAGGAGGUUCGCAAUACGGCUGAUUCUUUGCAGCAUUCGGUUCAGCAAUCUUCAGCUGUCCUUCGUGGCGAGUUCAUCAAUGAAUUGGAGAACAAGCUGUCCAGCCAAUUCGAGAAGUUCGAAGCUCUGUUGUGCAAGAAGUUUCGGACAGAGCAGAAGGAGGAGAUGUUGCUCUCGGCAUUUUCUCACUAUGCGAGACCCAAUGGGGUUUGUUUGACCAAAGCUGUGAUCUAUGGUUAUCCAACAUCGCCCACGUGGCCAAAGGCGAAAGCCCAUACCUCCGGGUUGCUUGAGGUGAUCACCGAGGAAAUUGUUCUGGGCACACGAGGCCCUCGGAUCGUGGCGGGUGAUUUCAACACCGGACCCACGGGGUUGGCGGUCUUCGAUACAUGGAGAAGGCUUGGUUGGCAAUCUGCCCAGACGUGGGCCUUUGAGCGUUGGCAUCAGUCCCCCAUCAUGACGUACAAGGGCCUUACGGAGCCCGAUCAGCUCUGGCUUUCACCGGAAGCCUUGGUGGCUGAAGCAAUCUUUGCUGCGUUUCGUUGUUGCUACGACAAGUUUGAGUCUUGGCACUUGGCACAGCGCAAGCAGAAAGCUCAGGUUACCACGGAGAUUCUAGAAGGGGCUCCUCAACAUGUCUCUUGGCAUUUGUUGCCUAACCGCAACCCUGCUCGAAAAUGGCUUCGUGAAUACUUUCAUUCUCGUCCACGGGAUUUGGAGUUUUUGGGUACGGCGGUGCAACCACAUGAGCAUGUUUUCACUGAUGGUAGCUCCAUGACUUUAGAUUGUGGGAUUUCUUAUGCCUCUUGGGCGGUGUUGUCGGCUUCUAGUGGUCAACAAAUAGCUGGAGCCCACUUGGCUGGCAUUGAUCAGUCCUCGGCUCGGGCUGAAGUCAUGGCAGUGUACGCUGCCUUGGAAUGGGGCGCUUUGCAACGUUUAAAGCUGCACCUGUGGGUGGAUUCGCUUUUUGUUGUGGACAACCUCAAGUGGCUUAUGAGCAAGAUUCCCCUUUCUUGGUCUCACAGAGAUCUGUGGAAUCGCAUUCGUAGUGCCUUGGACCAUUAUGAGACUUUGCCCCAGGUCACUUGGAUCCCGUCACAUGUGGAUCCUGCUGCUUGUGAAGACCCUUGGCAGGACUGGAUUGCAUCCUGGAAUGCUAAGGUUGAUGCUAUGGCAGGUUCCAUCAAUGCUCGCCGGUCGAUGGAGUUUUGGGAUGCUGUGUCCAGGGCGCAAGACUACCAUGUUCGUUCACUUAACACUUUGACGUCGAUUCGCUCGUUCUACUUUCAUGUGGCAGCUGCGCCUUCUGCAACUUCUACGGAGUUGGAGCAGCUGGCUGAAAGCACUGAGAGGGAUGAAUUUGAGUGGGUGACAGGAGAGCGGCUGAUUGUGCCCGUCCGUUGCCACAACGGUCAACGUGGACGUGAGGUUGAGAGACCAUGGACUGUGCACGCCCGCACUGCUUUGCUGUGCGCGUGCACUUGA